CGAGGAGCCCUGCCGCCGGGAUGCCGCGCCGCCGGCUCGGCCCCUGAGCCCGCGCGGCCCGGUGCGCCCCCGCCCGCCCGCCCGCCCGCCCGCCCGCCCCGGCGCCAAGGAUGCUUCGCUGCAUGCCGCCGCUGUGGCGCUGCAACCGGCAGGUGGAGACGCUGGACCGGCGGCACUGCUCGCUGCAGGCCGUGCCCGACGACGUCUACCGCUACAGCCGCUCGCUGGAGGAGCUGCUGCUCGACGCCAACCAGCUCCGCGAGCUGCCCAAGCCUUUCUUUCGACUUCUGAACCUGCGCAGGCUGGGCUUGAGUGACAAUGAGAUCCAACGCCUCCCUCCCGAGGUGGCCAAUUUUAUGCAGCUGGUGGAGCUGGACAUCUCCCGCAACGACAUUCCGGAGAUUCCCGAGAGCAUCAAGUUCUGCAAAUCCCUGGAGAUUGCCGACUUCAGCGGAAACCCCUUGUCCAGGCUCCCUGAAGGCUUCACCCAGCUGCGCAACCUGGGCCACCUGGCCUUGAAUGAUGUCUCCUUGCAGAGCCUGCCCAAUGACAUUGGCAACUUGGCAAACCUGGUGACCUUGGAGCUUCGUGAGAAUCUGCUGAAGUGCCUCCCAGCUUCCCUCUCCUUCCUUGUGAAAUUAGAGCAGCUGGAUCUGGGGGGCAACGACCUUGAAGUGUUGCCAGAUACCCUGGGCGCCCUGCCAAACCUGCGUGAGCUCUGGCUGGACAGGAAUCAGCUCUCCUGCCUUCCCCCGGAGCUGGGCAAUCUGCGUCGGCUGGUCUGCCUGGACGUCUCAGAAAACAAGCUGGAGCAGCUGCCCAAUGAGAUUGGUGGCUUAGUGGUGCUGACGGACCUGCUUCUGUCACAGAAUUUGCUGGAGAUGAUUCCCGACGGCAUUGGCCAGCUGAAGCAGCUCUCCAUCCUGAAGGUGGACCAGAAUCGUCUCACGGAGGUGACCGAAGCCAUCGGGGACUGUGCAAACCUGUCGGAGCUUAUCCUGACCGAGAACAUGCUACAGACUCUCCCCAGGUCUCUGGGGAAACUCACCAAGCUGACCAACCUCAACGUGGACCGGAACCGCCUGACGGUGCUCCCUGCAGAGAUUGGGGGCUGCAGCAGCCUGAAUGUCCUCUCCCUUCGAGACAACCGCCUGGAAUGGCUGCCCCCGGAGCUUGCUGGCACCACUGAGCUUCACGUCCUGGACGUAGCAGGCAACCGGCUGCAGCACUUGCCCUUUGCCCUGACGAAUCUGCACCUGAAGGCCCUCUGGCUGGCAGAGAACCAGUCGCAGCCCAUGCUGAAGUUCCAGACGGAGGAGGAUGAGAAGACGGGGGAGAAAGUGCUCACCUGCUACCUGCUGCCCCAGCAACCCUCUGCCAGCUCAGAGAACCUUUUGCAGAACAGCCUGGAUGAGAGCUGGGCAGAGGCCAACCCCAACCGGGUCAGUGUGAUCCAGUUUCUGGAGGACUCUCAAAUAGAGGAGGAGGAGGAGGAGGAAGCUGGCACUGAGAAGAGGGGGCUGCAGCGCAGGGCCACUCCGCACCCCAGUGAGCUGAAAUCCAUGAAGAAAGGAAUGGAAGUGCGGCGCAGUGAGGUCUCUGCAGCAGCUAGGCGAGACUCCACUAAUUCUGAGGGCAAGAGGCUGAGUGCCACCUCCAACCACAGCGAAGACUCUCACGUCUCUGGCAGUAUCCGCUCUGCCGCCGGCGGCCCAGAGGAGGGGCAAGAGGCGCAACAGCCAGAGGGCGCAGCAGCAGAGGCUCAGCUGGAGAGAGGGGGAAAGCUUGUGGCUGAGGAAAAAGGCCAGGCGCUCCCAGAGGAGGUGUCCACGCUGGAGGAGACAGCGGAGGACCAGGAAGAGGAGCUGGAGUUGGAGUACUCUGAGCCCACGGUGCACUUCGCGGAGGACACCCUGGUUCGCAGUGAGGACGAGGAGACCCCCCCGUUCCCCACAGGAAAACAGCGGCUGAUCCGCAAGGACACACCCCACUACAAGAAGCACUUCCGGAUUGCUCAGCUGCCCCGCCCGGAGGCAGUUGUGGCCCUCCUGCAGGGCUUUGGGGCCAGUGGGGGCUCCCAGGAGGAGGAAGAGGAGAAGCCAGAGCAGGAGGAGGCCCCGGAGCAGACAGGGUGGGACCAGAAGGAGUCAGCCAGUGAGGGGGGCUCAGCGGUCCCACCCUCGGUCAAGGGGGUGUCGUUUGAUCAAGCCAAUAAUCUGCUGAUUGAGCCCGCUCGCAUUGAGGAGGAAGAGCUGGCUCUGACAAUCGUGCGGCAGACGGGCGGCCUGGGCAUCAGCAUUGCGGGGGGCAAAGGCUCCACCCCUUACAAGGGAGACGAUGAGGGCGUCUUCAUCUCCCGUGUGUCAGAGGAGGGGCCAGCAGCACAGGCCGGGGUGCGUGUGGGGGACAAGCUCUUGGAGGUGAAUGGGGUGUCCCUGCAUGGCGCUGAGCAUCACGUGGCAGUGGAAGCCCUCCGGGGCUCGGGCAGCAGCGUCUCCAUGACAGUGUUGCGGGAGCGGAUGGUGGAGCCUGAGAACGCCAUCACGGUGACACCGCUGCGACCUGAAGAUGAUUAUAGCCCGCGGGAAUGGCGUGGAGGGCUGCACUUGGCCGUGGGGGCUAAGGACACCACCCCAACCGAACGCCUCUCGGCCUGUCUGGUGCGGAACGAGCGAGGCCUGGGUUUCAGCAUUGCUGGGGGCAAGGGCUCCACCCCAUACCGGCCAGGUGACACGGGGAUCUUCAUCUCCCGGAUUGCGGACGGGGGGGCUGCCCAUCGGGAAGGAACGCUGCAAGUGGGCGACAGGGUCAUCUUGAUCAAUGGGGUGGACAUGACAGAAGCCCGGCACGAUCAGGCUGUAGCACUGCUGACCGCCUCCCCACCCACCAUUGCUCUGCUGGUAGAAAGAGAGGCAACACCCCAAGAGAAGGACCUGCCUGUGGGGCUGCGAGGGCCCCAGGCCCCCUCGCCACCACCUCUGCCCCCCCAGGGAAACACCCUGCUGGAGGAGGCAGCAGCGUGCCCCACCCGGAGCCAGCUGCCUGAAGGCACGGACAGCCAGUACCCCACCGAGGAGGUCUGCCUGGUCAAGGCCGGGGGCCCCCUUGGCCUCAGCAUCGUGGGAGGCAGUGACCACUCCAGCCACCCAUUCGGCAUCCACGAGCCGGGAGUCUUCAUUUCCAAGGUCAUUCUGCACGGCCUGGCCUCCCGCAGCGGCCUGCGUGUGGGGGACCGGAUCCUGGAGGUGAACGGCAUUGACCUGCGCCAGGCAACCCACCAGGAGGCCGUCAGUGCUCUGCUCUCCAGCGACCCGGAGCUACGGAUGGUGGUCAGGCGAGACCCUCCCCCGCCUGGAAUGGAGGAGAUCUGUAUUGAAAAGAGGCCUGGAGAGAAGCUGGGCAUCAGCAUCCGAGGUGGCGCCAAGGGCCACGCGGGGAACCCCUUUGACCCCACCGAUGAGGGAAUUUUCAUCUCUAAGGUCAGCUCCGCCGGGGCAGCAGCCCGUGAUGGCCGGCUGAGGAUGGGCCUGCGCAUCCUGGAGGUGAACCAGCAGAGCCUGCUGGGCAUGACCCACGCGGAGGCGGUCCAGGUCCUGCGGUCCGUGGGGGACCAGCUGCUGGUGCUUGUUUGUGAGGGCUUUGACUCCAAAGCCAUGGCUGCCCUUGAGAUGUCUCCCGGAAUCAUUGCCAAUCCUUUUGCGGCCGGCAUUGGGCGCAAGAACAGCCUGGAGAGCAUCUCGUCCAUUGACAGGGACCUCAGCCCAGAAGAGGCGGAUCUUCUUCAGAAGGACGGGGGCAGCUCAGAGCCCCUGCAGCUGGAUUACCGCACCUUGGCAGCCCUGCCCAGCAGCAGCGGCCAUCUCCAGAAAGGCCCCCGUGGCGGUAUGGCAUUGGGGGAAGCCGAGUCCACCCAGCGAGAGCCUCUCAGCACCCAGCAGUGCUCGGCCCUGUCCCAGCCUUUCUGCCUGGUGGGCAAAGAGAUGCGUUUUACCAAGCCUGGGAGAAUUCAGCCAGUCUCUCGCCUACGCCUGACCUCAGCCCUGGGCCCCGCGGAGGGGCAGAGCAGUCCCAGCCCUUUUCAGCAGCCUGAACUGGCCUCUAGCCCCAACGGUCUGCCUCGGCAGGCCGGACCCCUCUCACCAAGUGAGGACCUUCUUCUCAGCACCAAGCAGGCGUACAAGGCCUUGGCCGCCGUCCCGGGAUCACAGCUGCCGUUGGAGCCGGAGGAACUGCCGGGCCAGAGGAGCCUUGAUCAAGUGCCACCCGUCUCUUCCGAGAGCCCGUGGCCGGGUGGCCUGCACAGCCCAGAGCAGCGGACCUUCCGUGAAAGGCAGAAAUACUUUGAGUUGGAGCUGAAGCAGCCACCGCCACCUGCCGGGAAACCCCUGAAGCGAGUCUCUCUGGUCGGGGAAGAAGACUUGAAGAAAAUGAAGGAGGAAGAAGCAGCUCGGAAACUCCAACAGAAGCGAGUCCAGCUGCUGGAGGAGGAGGAGGAGGAGGAGGAGGAGGAGGAGGCGCAAAGCCAGGGCCCCCCAGGCACGGGGGCCCCCUCCAGCAUCUUCAUUGAAGGCGUUGAGUACAGAGUCGAGAAGCAGAACGGGAACAGUCUCCCCCCAACUGCCUGGAUGAGUCCUGUCUGCGCCAGAGGGGGGGAGCCAGUGGUGCCAGUCCGGACAGCCAAAGCCGAACGGCGGCAUCAGGAACGCCUGCGGGUGCAGAGCCCGGAGCUGCUGGCCACCCUGGAGAAGGAGCUCUCCCCAGCCGAGCGCCGAGCCCUGGAAGCAGAGAAGCGGGCCAUGUGGCGAGCAGCACGAAUGAAGUCUCUGGAGCAGGAUGCCCUCAAGGCCCAGAUGGUGAUUGCCAAAUCCAGGGAGACCAAGAAGCGUGGCACGUUGGAGCAGCUGGCAGAGUCACCCUCCCCGGCCCCCACACCUUCCCCCACACCCUUGGAGGACCGUGCUUCCCGGGUCGCAGUUUCACCAGGCCGGCUGUAUCUUCCUGAAAAGAAGUUCCUCUACAAGGAAUUUGCGGCCAUUCCUUCUUCCAAACCUGUAUAUGAACUCCAGACUCCAGAUGGGCGAGAAUCCUGCAAAUGUCUUGGCAGCAUCGGCAACAGCUCAGGGUGCCAGGACCGUGGUGGAACGCCGGAGCCCUUGAUGACCCACGGACCCUCUGCGGGCCAGGAGCUGGGGCUGUUUGGCGAUGAGCGCAACCUCCAGCAGGCUCAACACAGCUUAGAAGCCGCCGUCCCGACAUAACACACCUGUCAUUGGAGACAGUACAGACAUAGCCAGGCCAAGGGGACAGAGUGGGGCGUUUGGCUGCUGGGCCCCUUGAUGGACCGUGGGGCUCUGGACCUCUUUGCAAUGCACUGGGGCAGGUUGUGACAAAACGGAGACAGAGCAUUGGAUGGUGAGGGGAACCGAUGGGAUGUGGGGUCUGUAAAUAGUGGGUGGAGGACGGCCACCACCAGCUGUGGUUGUUGCAUAGCUGACCAGCGGUGGGGCCUCCGUGCCUGUCCCCCACCUGCCCGCCCCCAUUGGUGGGGUGGGGUAAUAUUUGGGCACUGCCGUGCCAGGCAGCAUAGAGAAGGGUGAAGCCGAGUAGGGGCGGGCUAGUGGCAUUAGGUGUGGCGAGGCAGAAGUUGGGGGUUGGAAUAGUACAGGGGGAGCGGCGUGAUGGGCCUCUGGUGAAAUUCAAGGAUUGCGACUGUGGCCCCCACCAGCCCAGCUGGUGCUUUGCAGCCUGGCCGGUGGAGCUGCAGGUUCAACUGGGAAGGUGGGGCCGAGGGACUCUGCUGGCACCCACUGGGCAGGCUGACAGCCUUCCACAGGACGGGGGCAUCACUUAGGCCAAAUCGCUGGGAAGGUUCCUUUGAACAGGAUAUUCGGCUUUAGGAAGGUAGCAGGGCAGGUCUCCGUCUGUCUUUCUCCAGCUACGGAUGUGGCUGCUUCGACAUCACCUGUUAAGAGCUUUUUGUUUUUAAACUAAUUUUAGUAUUUGCUUUUAAUGAGCAGCUGGGGAGUGAUCAGGCAGGGUUUCCGUGGCUAACUAACUUAUAGGUGCUGGGCUGUGAUCCAUCUCUCCUCCCCCAGGGUAGUCCAGGGGGAGAUCAGGACUGUAACUAGUGACAUUUGUACAACCAAAGAAAUCUAUUUUGUGGUUCAAUGACAAUAAAGUUUACUUUACCUUUUAGA
Messenger RNA from Ahaetulla prasina, 6197 nucleotides. RefSeq names its product scribble planar cell polarity protein (gene SCRIB). The transcript has 40 exons. Gene Ontology annotation, molecular function: protein binding. NCBI's taxonomy places the organism in Eukaryota, Metazoa, Chordata, Lepidosauria, Squamata, Colubridae. The record is from RefSeq and is a predicted model, not a curated record. Bases 111 to 5258 code for a protein of 1715 amino acids. Gene Ontology annotation, biological process: neurotransmitter receptor transport postsynaptic membrane to endosome; neurotransmitter receptor transport, endosome to postsynaptic membrane. Gene Ontology annotation, cellular component: adherens junction; postsynaptic density; postsynaptic membrane.